GUCGAUGUUGUCUGCUUGGAGACUUGUUUUGCUCGGUUACCACCCGUCUUCCUAUUCAUAACUUUGUCGUUGAUGUAACAUUAGAUUUAUAUUUAAAAUCAUCAACAUCUGGGUAGCCGUAUAUUUUUCUCGUAUUAAACUAAAAUGACUAAGAAGUGUAUAUGUGAGAUUUGCACAUGUGGACGGCAUCGCUGUCCACACCGACCGUAUGUGCAAACUGGCUACAAUGACAGGCCGUGCAUGCUGUCUGAGUAUAAAACCACAUACCGAGAGCACUGCUUUCAGCCCGUGAAAAGCUUUAAGCCGGUGCAAGAUGCCGUCCGCGGAGAUGUACCACUGGAAGACAAAACUACAAACAGGGUUGACUACAUCGCCUACCCAGUGGUGAAGCCUCACCUGCACCAGCCUGAUGUCUACCGCACACCCGAUGGUGAACAGGAUCAUUUGACAUCCUACGUCAGAGACUACCCAGGAAAAUAUGCCACUCCUGCCAAGGCUAUAAAACGUGAGGGCCAACAUCAGGUUCCCAGCAAGUUUGAAGGAGAACCCACCUACAAAUCUGAUUAUCAGAAGUGGACCCUGGAUGGCCGUCCAAAGAAGCAUGAGCAGCCAGCAUGGAUGCCACCACAGGACGAAUUUCGGGGAAUCAGCACGUUCACAAAUGACUACAAAAGGUACUUCUGCCAGCCUCCCAGACAGAGCAUGAAGCCGAAAGAAGCCGUCAAGGUAUCGGACAGUCCGUUCGACUCGGCCACGGGUUAUCGAGAUGCGUACAUUAAACACCCGCUUCAGGCCAAGUUCAGCAAACCACAGGAGGUGUACCGGCCUUCGGGAAUCCCACUGGACGGGAUGACCACCUUCAAGAAGGACUACCAGGGUUGUCCGGGCAACAAGGCCGACACCUGCAAGCCAUCCACUGAGGCGUACCGGUCCGACGCCCCGCUCGAGGAUCUGACAACGUUCAGGAAUGACUAUCGCAAGUGGCCCAUGGAGCGGCCGUACGCGCGGGCCGCGGACGAGUACAAGAAGCCUGAGGGAGACAUGGAUAUGAAGACUACGCACAACAUCGCAUACAAGCAGUACCCGCUACAGCCCCACGUGGCCCGCCGGCCCGCCUCCGCCACCCAGAGGCUGCCCGGCGCCUUCGACGGAGUCACCAACUACUCAACGGAUUACCAGCCGUGGGACCUGGGCGGACGCCCUCGGCCCAUGAUGAAGCCCGAGUACAGUCCGAACCUGGCUCCAUUCGAGGGCAUGUCCACACAGAAGGCGCACUACAUCGCCCACCCCAGGUGCCAGAGUCUCAAGAGCUUUAAACCAGACAGCAACGCAAUUCGCAGCGACGCCCCCUUCGAUGACGGCACGAUGUACAGGAUGGAGUACACGCCCAAAUACAUCGGGCCCUGUCCCGCGGCGAUCCUCAAUACCCAGGCUUCAGGGUACUCUUACAUUGAAACAGAUCCCCGAGGCCACAAAGUCUACCGGCCGGUUUACGAAACUGUCGCACCGAUAAACAAGCUACCUACAGUCCAAAGGCAAGCCAUGGUGGCAUAAUAUGUUUUCUUUCCUGUUAUUAAUUAUUAUAAACCAAAAACAAAAAAAGGUACUCUUGCUUAAUGCUUAAAGAGAAGUUGAUCAACCUAUUGUAAUACCACCACUAGCGUGCCAUUUAAAAUAAGAUUAUUCACAGAACAUUUAAAAAACAAAACUUUCUGCUUCAGAUGUGUAAUUUUCACAUCCAGUUUAUUCCACAUUCCAUUUAUGAAUUUAAAAAAAAAUAUUUACAUAAUUAUGUAGCCUACUUUAUUAGUUUAAACUUCUGUGUAAAAAUAGUGUUUUGUAUAUAAUUAGUAGCAAACUUCAUAUAAUAAAAAUCUAUACAUGAAAUAUAAUUAACAAUAAAAGAAACGCAUAUAUGUGAAUCUAUAUAUUUUUUCAUGAUACAGUCAGUUCGUUAAACAGACUGUCAAGCUGGGCCUGGAAUGCUGACAAGACCAGGGCUGUAGCAAGCAUGGGGGCAAGAAAAAAAAUUGGAAAGCAUUAUAGAAACUUAAAGAAAAGGAGUUUUAGACUAUUAACUACUCAGUUGCCCCCCCCCCCCCCCCCAAACAAAAAAUCCUAGCUACGGCCCUGAAGACAUUGAUAAUUUUAACAGACACAAAAACUAAUGUGAUUCAUAUUGAAUAAUUAAAAAUAAAGAAAACUUAAUUAAUAUAUGCAUUUCUUUUGUUGUCCAGUAUAUAUGGCUUUCACACGCAUAGCAGCCAAAACCCUCAUUGUCAAAACACACAGUGCUUCAUGUGGAAUGUCUCUGAGAGCGUUGUCAUAGACACAAGUCUUUUUUUUUCAUUUAUUUGUUAAUCAUGUACUUUCUGUGUGAUUAUAGCACAAUAACCACAAUUAGAUACUAGCGGAGCAUGGUGUUUGGUGUUUUUGUGAGCACCAGGUUCAAAAAUAGUUUAAAAUAUUGGUUGAAUAUGUAAGGCUGUACAUAGAGGAUAAUUGUUAUUUCAGCAAAAUGAUGGUUAAGGUGAUUAAACAAAGAACCAAAAAAGGGCAAAAUAAUUAGAGAAUCACUGGGCAGUCCAUUCACAUCAUUGAAUCUGCCAGUUCUAUUUUUGGCAUCACGUUCUAGCCUGUUAAUGUAAAAUGUUUAUCAAAUUAUAUGUAUAAAAGCUUGUGUUUUCAAAAAUGUGUUUUCAUUUUGACAGUUAGGCUAAUGUUUCUGAUUGUCCAUUUUUGGGAGACGUUUUCUGAUAUUACUGUUUUUCAGCUUCCUAUUGUACUUCAUUACCCAACCCACUGACCUCACUAAAUCACCAUUACAAAAAUUUUAAAGUAAUACACUCCAGAUUCAUAAAAGUUCAAACAAUUUACAAGGACUAAAUCAUGUUCUAAGAAUAAUUUUUGUAACAGAAUUGGUGGUAUGUUAAUGGCAGCCAUAGUUGUUUUCCUUUGUUUGUUUUGAUGUUUCCAUUUUUACCCAUUUGUUUUCGUCUGCAAUCUUAAAUAUCGUAAAGUAAAUCAUCCUAAGAAUUGUUUUAUUUCCAUAAACAGUCAGUAUUACUGACUUUGUUGUAAUAUUAAUGUUUAUAUACAAACAUUUGUUUAUUUAUAUAUUUAUUUAUUGGAUAUAUUUAAUAUGAAUAUGGAUAUGUAUGUGAUCAAAACAAUUCAGAUUUUGAUUGUAAUGUUGUUGUGCCAUGUUAUAAUGGAAAUCAAGGAUUUUAAUUGAUUAACAAAUCUGAAACAACCACAUAUUGUUAGCCAUUUGGUAAAGAAAAGUCUUGUUUCUUUUAAUAUUAGUCUGUACAUCUCUAAUAUUAUUUAUACAUUCACACAUAAAACAUCUUUUCUUAGAAAAUAUGCACCAUUUUUUCUUCAAAUACUUGCAUGUAAUAUUUGCCAAACCAAAGUAGAUGGCAUUUCUGCUGCUAUAGUAACAACAAAAGCAAGAGGUUAGUUGAGCUAUAUAUUCAACGACUAUAUAUUUGUUUGACAACAGUACUUCCAGAUACAUUUACGAGAGAAGAUAAUGCUGGUAAUGGGAGUCAGUGUUGUUUAGUUACCUCUUCAUGACUGGUAUAGAUCAUGGUUUAGAAUGUUGGGUUUUUGCAUACCAGUAUAUUAUAUUGUUGAGCAUGACUUUGGUUAGCUAGGUGUGUCAACAGCAUUAUGACCAGAUUCAAAAUGUUGGUGUGAUAUUUUGACAUAGGUGUGGAGUCCAGUGGUUAAAAUCUCAUUUUGAAUGAUCCCCCUUUGAAUGUAUCGGUUAACACUAGACAGGGAUUACUGUUAGUUUUUGUUGGUGGAAUAUUAUUACGAAUUCUUUAGUGAGUGUGAUAAAACAUUUCUGUGUGCAUAGGCUUAGUGUGGGUAUAGUGUUUGGUUUUGGAGGAUGGGAGGGGAUCUGUUCAUUGUGUUUCUUUUGGGGGGUUUUCAAUCCCAUUUUAGGUAUGGGUUGUGGAUAUUACAUUAAGAUAUACUUUAUGUAUUGUUACAAAUGGUCUAGUGUCAUUCUGUCUGAAAGAAGGUGGUCUCCCUCAUCAUGUGAUCUUUUCGGGGGAAAUCUCUAAAAUCUGAUGUCAAUUGUUCUUGAAUGUGUAUCGAAACAUCUUUUCAUGGGGAAACCUUUAUUGUAAAUGGAACACUGCAAAAAUAAAGUAAAAAAUCAAGGGAAAAAUAGAAAUGAUGUUAAUGGUGCAAUUCAACAUGUAAUAAAGUAAUUAUGUCAUUUGGUCACUGUAUGUUCAUGUUUUGAAAUGAGUGUCCCAUUUUGUUUUGCCAGUACUUGAAUAUGCCACCGGGUCACAACUUCCUGUUGAUGCUUUGCUUUGAUGAUUGGUCGCUACAGAAGAUGAUGAUGUAUUUUAUCAUAGCAUUAUACCCUCUUCACAGUGUUCAUUGUAGCAUUAUACAUCCUUCUCAGAGUAUUGUAACCAUAGCAUUAUACACUUUCUUCACAGUAUUGUCACUAUAACAUUGUACACUUUUCUCACAGUAUUGUAACCAUAACAUAUACCCUCCUGACAGUAUUUUAAUCACAGCAUUGUAUACCCUUAACAGGAAUAAAAAAAAAGCUUUAAUACCAGUA
Gigantopelta aegis is the source of this 4594-nucleotide messenger RNA. Its product is annotated as stabilizer of axonemal microtubules 2-like. The record is from RefSeq and is a predicted model, not a curated record. Gene Ontology annotation, cellular component: sperm flagellum; cytoskeleton; centriole. Gene Ontology annotation, biological process: microtubule anchoring. Bases 145 to 1554 code for a protein of 469 amino acids. Gene Ontology annotation, molecular function: microtubule binding. NCBI's taxonomy places the organism in Eukaryota, Metazoa, Mollusca, Gastropoda, Neomphalida, Peltospiridae. The transcript is spliced from 5 exons.